Molecule: messenger RNA, 3468 nt
Organism: Chrysoperla carnea
Lineage: Eukaryota; Metazoa; Arthropoda; Insecta; Neuroptera; Chrysopidae
Product: zinc finger protein 184-like
Exons: 7
Coding region: 122-2125 (667 amino acids)
Biological process (GO): negative regulation of transcription by RNA polymerase II; regulation of cytokine production; regulation of immune system process
Source: RefSeq, a predicted model, not a curated record
CAUAAUCGUAAAUAAUAUCACUAUUUAUAAAUAUCGAAUUGAAAAAUCGUACUAAAUCACCAUUGAUUACUACAAAUGUAUACAUUUAUCUAAUGUCGAAAAAUAGUGAUUUAACCCAAAAAUGUCAUCUGGUACACUUUUGGAUGUAAAAAUAAAUUAUGAUACAUGCUCAACAUUAAAAUCUACGAUCCCAAAUCAACAUGCACUAAUUGAAAAUAAACUCGUACAAUCAUCAAAUGGUGAAUUAAAAUGUUUCCCACAAAUAAUAAUCAAACAAGAGCCAAUACAUUUAACUGAGGAGGAUUUUCGUGAAUCAUUACGAAACACUUGGUUACCAGAUAUUGAUACAAAUGGGGUUAAUAUCGUUACAAAUGAUGUUAAAAAAGAAUAUACAACAUUUUUAGAAAGUAGUUUUCAUAAUAUGGAUAAUGUGCCAUGCACAAACGAUACGAGUAACGUUGGUGUGACAAACGAAACGUCUACCAACAUGCUGACUUGUCCAACAUGUCAUAAGCAGUUUUUUGAUUCCGUUGUUUAUCAAGAUCAUCAGAAAACUUGUGUGAAACCAGUAAAAAAAUUUCUUUGUGCGACAUGCAAUAAAGUUUUCUCGACAAAAUCUCGACUGCAAAAUCAUACUCGAAUUCACACUGGUGUCAAACCAUAUGCAUGUUCCGUGUGUUCCAAAGCGUUUGCUGACAGGUCUGCGUUUGUUAAACACGAGAAAAUUCAUUUUCGAUUGAAAGAGGAGAAAGUUGAAUGUAAUUUAUGCGGAAAUUUAUUUUCGGAUGCUUGGGGCUUAAAAAAGCACCAACUAACACAUAGCGGAGAACGCCCGUACGAAUGUCCUAUAUGCCACAAAUGUUUCCGUACAAGUUCAACAUUAGUCGUACAUAAACGAAUACAUACAGGUGAAAAACCAUAUCCAUGUACAUUAUGCGAAAAACGUUUCGCAGUAAAAACACAUUUAGUCACACACAAUCGUACACAUAGCGGCGAGAGACCUUACGAAUGUACGGUAUGUGGUCGUGCGUUUAGUGAUCGUUCAUCAUGGAGACGGCAUUCACGACGACACGAUACCAAUAACGAUCCAGCAUCGAAUAAUAAACAACCAAAAAACACUAUCGUAAAUAAUGGCCGUUUAUUAUCUGCUAUCGAAUCAUUACAAAAUUUUGUUACUGAACAAUAUAUGAAGCCACCCACAUCAUCUUCAUCAGCAUCAUCAUCACAGCAACAACAAGUAAAGACUGAAAAUACACCACAAGUAACCGAAUCGUUUAAUAAUAAACCUGGAGAAGUAAAUGAAGCAUCUUCGCCAUCGACCACUAGUGUUACAAAUUCUGUACAAUUUUCAACACCAAAACCAUUUUUUGAAAAUUUUCAUCGUUUCUUUUUGGAGCAACAACAACAGGUAAUCGAACGUAAAAACGACACAAAACCGAAUAAUACCGAACAACCUGCUAACGAAAAAGAAAAAUCAUUAGUAAGUCCAUUUUUCAAGAAUUUCCAACAAACAAUGGAACAAAAAUUUAACGAAACUAAAGAUAAUCGUGAAGAAGAAGAGAAAGUAAUUGAGGAUAAUUCAACAAAAGAUAAUAAAAAAUCUCCAAAUUUAUAUCGUACCACUGAAUCACCGACAAUUGUUCAAUCAAUUCCGCCAGAUAAAACAAAUUUGACAGAACAUCCGCAACCAUUUCCGAAUAUAAUUCAUUAUAAUGCAGCUACUCCAACUCAUCAUACGUUUAAGACACCUGUACAAACACCGUAUAAUUAUCCGUACUUUGUUGCGACAACGACUGAUGAUAAUGAACAAAAUAAGUAUGAUACAAAUUUCAAUCAGUAUCCAGCAAUUAGUCAAUUUCAAUCGUUAACAAAUGUUAUUUCAAUACCAAUGACAGCUGCAUCACAUAAUACGAUAGCACAGAAAAAUUUAAAAAUAUUCGGUAAAAUACCAAAUAUGGAACAUCCUUCCGCUCCAACGUCUGAUGUUGAUCCCAAUAGUACUACUAAUAAUGGUACAAUACCAACAAAUUUCCCACCACCUAUUUAUAAUAACUAUACAAUGAAUUUUAUUGAUAAUUCCACGAUUAUUAAUCCUGAUAAAAAUGGAUUUAUUCGCCGUUCGUAAUGUUAGUACUUCGAAGUUUGUUUUAGAUCGAAUAUUAUUGCCAUAUAAACAGAGAAUUGUUUAUUAAUGUCCAUAAAGCAUUUCAAUAGACAACAAUGGAUUAUGGUGAAGAAGUCUCUCGUGAAUGUAAAAAUUCAUUCAUUGAUAUUUUGAAAAAACGUGUUAUUUUUAUUAUUUGGCGACAACAAAUGGUUUUAAUAGAACCAUUUGUUAUUGUCAAAUUAUUCUAUUCUUAAAAAACUCUCAACUACUGAUAUCAGUUCUAGUUAUAAAGUAUCUUUUAGCUAAAUUAUCGAAUUGGAAUAGAUAUGCUUUGGAUAACGCUCGAACGAAUAUGACGCUCGAAACCCAGGGGGCAUUAAAAUUUUGAACUUGACUCACGGAGAUCUCUUCACCAUUCAAAAAAAUGCUCUUCUAGAGAAAUGUAUACAAAAUAUUUUAUCGAUUGGAUUUUUAUAGUUUAACAAAAUUCUUAUGUAGAUUGUGCAAUAUUUUUGAUAAAUAUGCAAUUGCUACCAAGCAAUAUUAGCAACUUUUGUAUUAUGUAAUUUAUUUUCCUUUAAAGAAGUAAUUUCUACGUUAAACUUUUAUAAUUUUUAUUAAAAAUUAGUUUUAGCUUGUAAAAUUACACGAGAUUCUAUAUGUGGACGUGGAGAAAGAUUAAUUCCUAUACUUCACUCCUGCUUAGAUUCAACGUACGUUGGUUUGAUGACAAUGUAUAUUAUAAUUAUUAAUAAUUAGGUACCUUAAAUUCGUGCCAUUAUUCAUGACGUCUGUAUGGAAUUUUAUUAUGUUUCAAGUCUAGUUAACUCUUUGAGUUUAGUAUUUCAAAUUUUGAGAAUGUAACUUUUGAGUAUAUUUUUAUUAACGAUUACAAUUCUCAUAACAGAAUUAUUUUUAUGUAGUGGAUGUUUUGUAAAAUGUUACAGAUAUUUAUCCAGAGAAUUACUUAGUGAUCCUAAAAUCGGAUGUAAAGAGAGGAGUUCAUAUAAAAAAAUAUUAUAGUGAGCUAUAUCAAAUCGAUGGAGCCUAAAAAGAUUUAAGCGAAAAUUUUUAAUUUAAAAUGCUGGCGAUCGUCAUGCCAUGAAUUAUUCAAAUCUUAAUGGCGUGAAAUGAUAUAAUUUACUAAUUAAAUUAUUUAUUAUUUACAAAGCCCCAUGUUGGUUCCAAUCCCACAAAAUUUGUUACUAAUAUCAACAUUUCGUAUAGUACUCCAUUUAGUUAAAAUAAAUGUAUGUGACAUAUUACGUGACAUACCGAAUUGUUCAUAAAUCGUUUCGAAUCGAUCAAUUCUGAACAAAAACAUCAUUGUUAUUUUUGAAUAUAAUUCUCAAAAUGUUAUA